AUGUGCACGCAUCAAAAUACAGUUCUCUUCAUAUGUCCAGCGUGUGCGCCGAUCUCGUAUCCUACUCGUAACGGGCCAGCUUUCGACAAAAUAACAGAAGCCUCGGAACCCCCCUCCGGAGUCGGGACUGCUCUUGGAGGAAGACUGGCACAGUCCCUAGCGGAACAAGGUGAAGCGAGUGGCACCUCUCUGCGAACCGGAACCACAAGGCCGAGGACCUCUAGAAGGAACAGACAGGGAUACAGCUUGGACCAGGCAGACGCUGAUUCUGAAUCGCAACUGACUGAUCCCGCUCAAGCCCACAGAAGGGGAAGGCAGCGUUGGACUAGAGAUAUGAAUCUAAGUCUGAUCAACGCUUACUUUCAAGUGACGGAAGGGGAAAAAAAUACUAGGAAAUACGCAACAAGGCUUGCAGAAAGGUGGGCACAGUUAUAUCCAGACAAAGUGUUCACUGGAAAACAUCUAGUAGCACAAGUGAAAAACAUAAAAACUAGAAAACUGCUGUCGCCUGACGAACUGGACGCACUGAGAGCCGAGGUGCUGGCACAGUCUCCAACAGCCAGACUUAGGAGCAUAAGAAGAAGCAUUCAAGGGAGCGCAACCCCACCAAGGCGAGUAUUGGAGCCUGUUGAAGAAGAAGAAAUACAGGGUACGUCAGAGCCAGAAACGGAACAGCCUGCCCUUGAAAUACGCGAGAUCUUUGAGGAAAUUAGCUUGAAAUGGGAAGGGAUAUCACUGAAUAGAAGACCGAAGAUAAGUCGAAUCAAGCUGAGCACAGAAGCAAAAAAAAUCAUGAGAACAAUCAACGCGGCCGUGAGAGAACCGAUUAACAGGUCAACAGGGUUUGAAGAACUAUGUCACAGGGUCUAUUGUGCCGCUAUUGUAGCGAAUCUUUUACUACAGACGAAGCCGAAACAGGAAAACCAGGGAAAACAAACACAGAAGAAACCCCCAUGGGAGGAGAGACUAGAAAAGCGGAUAGCAACAAUAAGAAGAGAAAUAGGAAUUAUUCAUCUCACCUUAAAUAACGGAAAAAUCAGCAGGAAAACGAACAAGAAACUAAGAACAUUCACACAAAAAAUUAACCUAAAAGAAACAGACAAACAGUAUAAGAUAAAAUUACAAAGCCACGUUGAAAAGCUCAAGCAAAAAAUUGCGGCGUUAGGAAAUAGACUGAGGAGGUACCAUAAGAGGACCCAGAGAUUCCAACAAAAUAAUCUAUUCACAAACAACCAAAGAAUGUUUUUCAGAACUAUCAACACACAGAAAGACAUGAAAGCGACCCAACCCCCAAGCCCAGAUACGAUGAAGCAGUACUGGUCGUCUCUUUGGUCGACAGAGGUAAAACAUAAUACGGAGGCGCCGUGGAUUAACGUCGAAAAGGGACAUCUAGAGGAUAUACAAGGAAUGCCCAGAACCAAAGUUAGUGAAGAAGAUGUCAGAAACACCAUCAAAAGAAUGAAGAAUUGGGCAUCACCCGGAGUAGACGGUAUCCAUGCCUACUGGUGGAAAACACUCACGUCUACACAUGGUGUGUUCGCUCGGCUUAUGGAAGAAGCGCUGGACAACCCGCAGUCAAUCCCGGAAUAUUUCACUAGCGGCAUGACAUAUAUGUUGUUUAAGAGAGGAGACCCAACACGUCCUGACAACUAUAGGCCGAUAACUUGCUUGCCGACAGCUUAUAAAAUUAUAACUUCGACGCUGGCUCACAAGAUAAAUAAUCACUUGCUGAGAAACAACAUCAUGGCGUGGGAGCAAAAUGGGUGCAGAGAAAGGAGUCGCGCCAGCAAAGAAGUUCUGAUGAUUGACAACGCGAUAACCAGACAAGCUAAAAAGAGGAGGAAAAACAUAGCUGUAGCCUGGAUUGACUACCAAAAGGCGUACGAUUCUGUUCCUCACUCGUGGCUUAUAGAAGUUCUGAAGAUCUAUGGGGUAGAGAGGCGAGUGAUAGAAAUGCUCAAGUUCGUGAUGAACACGUGGCGAACAACAUUAAUACUGAACGAAGGAACAACUCAUUACGAAACAUCCGAGAUUAACAUAAGACGAGGCAUCUUUCAGGGUGAUAGUUUGAGCCCCCCUUGGUUCUGCCUGGCUCUCAAUAUAUUGAGCAGUAUGCUCAACCGAUCAGCAUACGGGUACUAUAUCAAUGAUACUACGCAGAUCACACAUCUUUUUUAUAUGGAUGAUUUGAAACUGUUUGCAAGGGGACGGGCUCAACUCGAGGGCGAAUUGGAACUGGUCAGGAAGUUCAGUGCUGACAUAGGAAUGACACUGGGGGUGGAGAAGUGUGCAACGGUCACCGUAAGAAGGGGAAAAAUCGUCGACGAGGGUGAUCUGAGAAUGAGGGACGGAACAGAAAUAAAAAGCUUGAGUAAUGAAGAAACUUAUAAAUACUUAGGGAUACAGCAGACAUUUGACAUAAGAACAGAAGAGAACAAACAACAAGCUAAAACAGAGUUGCUCAGGAGAACAAAGUUGAUAUUCAAAUCACAACUCUCAGCCAAGAACAAAAUAUUAGCGAUCAACAUCUGGGCCAUACCGUCCUUCACUUAUACGUCGGCUGUUCUCUCCUGGUCGAAGACGGACCUCCAACUGAUAGACAGAAAGAUCCGGACAGAAAUGACAGCAUCUGGCUUACUCCACCCCAACUCGGCCGUGGAAAGGCUAUACUUACCAAGGAAGGAGGGUGGUCGUGGCCUGACCUCCAUUGAGGAUGCCUGUUGGAAAAACAAACUCGAUUUAAAAAAGUACUUCGCCAGCAAACACUUACCUCUUCAUCAAUGGAUCGCUACCCAAGGAGACCUCCCAGCCAUUGCGGAAACUUUCAGUGAGGACAUACCUGCAACAGAAAAUACAUUAGAAAACCUCAGACAGGGCUGGCAAACGAAACAACUUCACGGCAGGUUCUACGCAAGUUUACAUCAAGAUGAGGUGGAUUUAACAGCGUCUAAUACUUACCUAACUCAGGGUUACCUAUUUCCUCAAACAGAAGGCACCUUAUUUGCGAUCCAAGAUCAGGUUGUGCCAACUCGAAAUUAUGUCAAGCACAUUAUGAAAAAGUCAAUAGAUAACACAAGAUGCCGACUGUGUAACAGUGCUGAAGAGACAGUGCAGCACCUGUCAGCAGGCUGCCCCACAAUAGCUGGAACACGAUAUCUAUCGCGACAUGACGGCAUGGGGAAGGUCGUACACCAACUGCUUUGUAUAAACAAAAAACUUCUCCAACAUUUCACACCGCAUCAUCUGUAUGUUCCGUCGCCUAUUGAGGAAAACGAAACCUUCAAAAUCUAUUGGGACUUUGCCAUCACUACGGACAGAGGAGUGGAACAUAAUAGACCUGAUAUGGUGGUGUGGGACAAGAAAGACAAAACUGCCACAAUAAUUGAUUUUGCUGUGCCUCAAGAUUAUAAUAUACUGAAAACCUAUGCUGACAAAAUCAGUAAGUAUGAAGCACUAGCAAGGCAGAUGCGAGAUAUGUGGCAGCUGAAGAGGGUCGAAAUAAUUCCUCUCAUUGUAAGUGUUAAUGGGUUGGUCCCUAAAAAAACAUCUCAACACCUACAGGAACUACAAUUACCCCCCAACACGAUCACCUGGAUGCAAAAGGCAGUUAUACUGGGCACAGUGAGCAUCGUUCGACAAGUUAUCUUUCCGCACUAA
Messenger RNA from Coccinella septempunctata (seven-spotted ladybird), 3657 nucleotides. RefSeq lists its product as uncharacterized. The transcript is spliced from 2 exons. Bases 1 to 3657 code for a protein of 1218 amino acids. The record is from RefSeq and is a predicted model, not a curated record. Lineage: Eukaryota; Metazoa; Arthropoda; Insecta; Coleoptera; Coccinellidae.